This is a messenger RNA of Lolium rigidum, 551 nucleotides long. RefSeq lists its product as uncharacterized. The transcript has 2 exons. The record is from RefSeq and is a predicted model, not a curated record. NCBI's taxonomy places the organism in Eukaryota, Viridiplantae, Streptophyta, Magnoliopsida, Poales, Poaceae. The coding region runs from base 24 to 410 and encodes 128 amino acids.
ACCCAGGCUCUGCGCCAAGAAGUAUGGCGCCUCACCUCCGUGGCAAGAUGCCCGAAGUUCCUGCAAAAAUCACCAUGCCUGAAGCCCACCAUUCCAGUGCAGCAAACGUGGUCCCUGUGAUCUUUGAACCUCUGUCAUCAAGUCCUUUACCAAAAGAGAAGAGUGUUGUUACGUCACGCAAUGAGUGCCUAACGCCAAGUUCAGCUCAGCAAGGCCCUGAUUGUCCUUCAAAUUUGGCAACUACACAGUGGAACACUCCCAGCCAGAAGAAUGUGGCUCCAAAGCAUCCAGCAGCACAAUGUGGAGAAAACAAGAACUUCCCCAGAACAGGUGUUGAUGAGAGUAGCACCAUCGCGUAUGCAGCAGGUACACUCGUCACACUGUCGGCUGACGGCGAGAAAGGCCCGUAGAAGAACAAAAUCCCACCGUUUCAGUGAUGGUGUUCGUUCUGAAACUCAUACCCAUAUGUGUAUUGUGAUACUACCCGUUGUCUUGUGGAUAUGCACAUGAACAACUGCUGUUAGCCCAUUAACCUGGCAGGUUUCCCGUCA